Molecule: messenger RNA, 690 nt
Organism: Loa loa (African eye worm)
Lineage: Eukaryota; Metazoa; Nematoda; Chromadorea; Rhabditida; Onchocercidae
Exons: 5
Coding region: 1-690 (229 amino acids)
Biological process (GO): regulation of RNA splicing
Cellular component (GO): ribonucleoprotein complex; nucleoplasm
Molecular function (GO): mRNA binding
Source: RefSeq, a predicted model, not a curated record
AUGGCUGAGGGAAGUGGCGGAAUAGCACUUUGCCUCAGUCCAGAAGGUCGGCGUAAUGGUGAGGCUCUUGUAAGAUUUGAAGAUUCCGAGCAACGUGAACUGGCCCUCAGAAGGCAUCGGCAUUUCCUGCACAACCGCUACAUUGAAGUGUAUCGCGCUACAAGAAACGAUUUUUUACAGAUUGCUGCAGGCUCCAACUCAGAAGCAGUGCGCUUUGUAAGCCGAGGUAGCACAGGUGCCAUGAUUGUUCGUAUGCGGGGCCUUCCGUACGAUUGCACUGAAGCGCAAAUUCUUGAAUUUUUCGCGGAGGGUGAGAAUGGUUGUAAAGUAACAGAUGGCGGUAUAUUAUUUGUGAAUAAGAGUGAUGGUCGACCAACCGGUGAUGCUUUUGUAAUGUUUGAUAGUGAGGAAGCUGGCCAAAAGGCGCUUACAAAGCACAAACGUACCAUUGGCACUCGGUAUAUUGAACUUUUCAGGUCGACCCAAGCAGAAGUACAACAAGUGGUUAAUCGAAAUUUGGAAAAUGACCAACGCAUGAUAGUUCAUGGUAGUAGUAGGAAGGACUGUAUCAGAUUAAGGGGCCUUCCUUAUGAAGCUCAUGUAGAAAAUAUUGUCGAAUUUCUCGGCGAAACCGCCCGGCACAUUAUGUUCCAGGUAAAUAGAACUUGUAAUUCAUGCAGUCAUGGAUGA